Mesocestoides corti is the source of this 210-nucleotide messenger RNA. Lineage: Eukaryota; Metazoa; Platyhelminthes; Cestoda; Cyclophyllidea; Mesocestoididae. The record is from the annotation of a GenBank genome assembly.
AUGUGGACGCGUCCGAUGUUGCAGCCAGAUGCUGGCAUUCGUGAAGCCUUCGCCACAAGGUCCGUUGACAUUCCUUGCAGUGCCGAGUCAGAUGUUCGAACGUUGCCUCGCCGCUCGCUGGGAAACCCCAAAAAGAAAAUACCACUUACCCUCGACUUCAAGCUGGUUUCACUCGGCCUUCGUCUACCGAAACCUCAGUUGACUCAAUAG